Molecule: messenger RNA, 1254 nt
Organism: Rotaria socialis
Lineage: Eukaryota; Metazoa; Rotifera; Eurotatoria; Philodinida; Philodinidae
Source: the annotation of a GenBank genome assembly
AUGGCAAGUAAUCGUGUUGGAAAAGCAGGCAAAGUUGUUGAUUCAACCUCAUCAUCUACGAAAGUUAUUGUUGCUCGACAUCGCUCAUCUGAAGCAACACAUGUAUUGUUACGUGAACUAUCCACUCAAAAAUUAGUUAUUAUUCCAAUAAGUUGUUUGUCCGAUGCAGCAAGAAUGAAAUCGUUGUCAUCUGGACGUAAUGUUUCCUAUCGUGAUGGUAAUGGACGAGGUCAGAAACAAGGUACAAUUCUGAUUGUGAGUUCACAUGAUGACGUUCUAGCGGAACUGAAUAACCAAACAAGUAUGAAUUUAACGAAUAGUUCACAAGACCAACAAUACCAAGUGGAUUCAUUUGAAAAAAACUAUAAUAAUCAGCAUGGAUCGGUAUCUAAAUCAUCAAUCUCAGUUGAAAGUUCUUUUGUCCGAUCAUUAUCAUCAUCAUUAGUUCAAUCAGAUCUUAGUCAAGAUGUUGAUUUUCCAUCAUUAAUGCCUACUUUAUCUCCUCUUGACACAUUAAAAACAGCAACCUCGAAUUCAUCACCAUCGGAAUGUUCUACGAUUGUAAUCAAUGAGACAUCAAUGCAUGGUAAUAUGAUUCAUGCCACUGGAUACACUACUGCGCAAGAUUCAUCAUCAGUAACACCCGGCUUAGCUCCAUUGAAAAGAGCGAAAAUGGCUGCUAGUGAUGCACUUAAAGAAAUAAAGCGUCUUCAAUCAUUAGUAAAUUCCAAAGAUGAUGAAAUUAGUAAGCAAGCCGAGCAAAUAAAAAAAUUUAAAUUAGAAGUAGAGAAAAAUGCUGAAUAUUCUAUAUUUAUUCCAACUGACGAAAUCGUCAUCAACUGGGUUGAUUAUUUGUAUGAGUCGAUUCAUAAAACAGAAAUUCGAAAUCAAGUAGAUUUAGAUGCAAUAGCAAUUGGACUUAAUAUUGAACGAGAUACAUUAGAUUUAUGUUUGGAAUUAUCUGUUAUUCGAGAAGAACAUUGUUGGCAUAAUAUUGAUGAGAACAUUAUUUUUAAAAUAUGCAGAUUUGUUCGUGAGUUCUUUGGUGUUAGUCAUAAAUUUAAUGAUGAUUAUGUACGUGAAUCUUUAGCAAAUAUGAUGAGAAAAGAUUCAUGGAAAUUUCGUAACCCUGAUAAAUCGAAACCAUCAGCUAAACAAUUAAGUUCAACAAGUAGCAAAGCACCAUCAAAAAAAGAUGACGAUACAAACAGUAGUGGCGAUGGUGUUAUUUAUGUUGACGAUAAACAGUUUUAA